AUGGAUCAGACGUCCAAACAAUCUAGACGGGAAGUGCAGCCAGCAGGCGAUGAUGACAGCGAUUUGGACGAACCUGUGCAGCCAUUACGGCGAGCCUCACAAGUGAGAAAGGGCCAUGAGUGCCCUUACCUUGACACAGUAUCGAGACAGAACCUGGACUUCGAUUUUGAGAAGUGCUGCUCGGUGUCUCUCAGUCCGGUCAAUGUGUAUGCCUGCCUGGUUUGCGGCAAGUACUUCCAGGGUCGAGGGCAGCAGACGCAUGCCUUCACGCAUGCACUGGAGACAGGGCACCACAUGUUCAUGAAGCUGUCUGAUGGGCGCGUGUACUGCCUGCCCGAGGGAUAUGAAGUGGACGAUCGCUCGCUGGACGCCAUUCGCUAUGUCCUGAACCCCACAUUCACACCAGAGAAGAUUGCUAGUCUGGACACAGAUGCCCGGUGGGUGCGCUCUCUGGACGGCAGCGAGUACAUGCCGGGCCUGGUGGGCCUCAAUAACAUGAAGGCCAAUGACUACGUCAACGUCAUUGUACAGGCACUGCUGCGUGUGCUGCCGCUGCGCAACUUCUUCCUUCUGCCGGAGAACUAUGCGUCCUGCAAAUCUCAGCUGGUGCAACGUUUUGGGGAGCUGCUGCGCAAGGCCUGCAACCCCAGGAACUUCAAGGGCCAGGUGAGCCCGCACGAGUUCAUGCAGGCGGUGAUGACGGCCAGCGCCAAGAAGUUCACAAUAGAGAAGCAGAGCGACCCCGUGGACUUCCUCUCCUGGUUCCUCAACAUGCUGCACGCCGACCUCACCGGCGGCAAGCGGAAAAAGGCCUCCAUCAUCUCGCGCUGCUUCCAGGGAGAGCUGGAGAUCACAGUGGAGGCGGGUACGGGGAAGGCAGCGGUGCCAAAUGCGGCGGGGGAGGUGAGGGAUGUGGUGGAGCGCGUUCCCUUCCUCAUGCUCGCACUCGAUCUGCCGCCUGCGCCCCUCUACAAGGACGCCCUUGAAAAGAACAUCAUCCCUCAGGUGCCCAUCUUUGAGCUGCUGCGAAAGUUUGACGGCGGGCGCAUACACGAUGACAUAAAGGCCGGGAGGAGGCGGUACCGGCUGACGCGGCUGCCUACCUACCUGGUGCUGCACAUGAAGCGCUUCACCAAGAACAACUUCUUCUGGGAGAAGAACCCCACCAUCGUCAACUUCCCAGUCAGAAAUCUGGAGCUUCGAGACAUUGUCCCAGUCCCCAAAGGAAAGACUGGGGAGCCAGAGGCAUCCAAAUACGACCUGGUGUGCAACAUCUUGCACGAUGGGAAGGCAGGCGAGGGGACAUACAGAGCGCACGUACACCGCAAGGCAGAGGACGCUUGGUAUGAGGUGGAUGAUCUGCGCGUCACCGACAUCCUGUCCCAGAUGGUGGUCCUGUCAGAAACAUACAUGCAGGUGUAUGAGCUCAAGCGGCUGCCUGCCAAAGCAGCCUGA
Messenger RNA from Coccomyxa subellipsoidea C-169, 1455 nucleotides. RefSeq names its product cysteine proteinase. Bases 1 to 1455 code for a protein of 484 amino acids. Gene Ontology annotation, molecular function: cysteine-type deubiquitinase activity; zinc ion binding. Lineage: Eukaryota; Viridiplantae; Chlorophyta; Trebouxiophyceae; Coccomyxaceae. Gene Ontology annotation, biological process: mRNA processing; protein deubiquitination; spliceosomal complex assembly. The record is from RefSeq and is a predicted model, not a curated record. The transcript has 9 exons.